AUGGCCACUUAGAGUUCUCGAUUUAUUGAAAAACCAUGAGGCGAGUACAGAUGAAGAAUACGAAGAUUUAGGUAAUUUAAGCAAGGAUUUAGGUAAUUUAGGCAAUUUGUUGAAUAUAUGUUUACCAAGUCAAGAAAUGGAAAAAAUAGUCAAAUUAGUAAUUUAG
Messenger RNA from Racocetra fulgida, 166 nucleotides. NCBI's taxonomy places the organism in Eukaryota, Fungi, Glomeromycota, Glomeromycetes, Diversisporales, Gigasporaceae. The record is from the annotation of a GenBank genome assembly.